AUGCCAUUGUCAACUGGAGAUGUGCCCUAUCAGAAGAAAGCUGGAUUCGGGAGACUUAUCAACUCUCUUGGAGGUAGAGCACGCGAAAAUAGUAUUCCAAAGAGCGCUGGGUACAGUAAGUUGGUUAAUAUUAUGUUGUUUCGCCUUUUUAGAUUUAACUUUAACUUUAGAAAAGUUUUUGGGUCGCUUUGACUAUUUUACAUGUGGUUUUACAUUGAUUAAAGCCAAUUUUUAACUAUUUUGUUACCUAAUUUUAAUAAAUCUGCUUGAAACCUCAAAAUGUUGUAACACAAAGUAAUUUUAAAUAAUAAUGUUACUCUAUUGAAGUGUAAUAUUUUUAGCUCGAAAUAGAAACUUUUUCGACACAUCUGACAAAGUUGCCAAAGGAACAACCGAUCCAACGGAUGUGAUUCGUCGUGGAGAACAAUUCAACCUCCAGAAGAAGAUAGAUGAACUCAGUGUUAUGGUUAUUGGAGCUAAGAAUGAGAAGAAACCUAUGGUGUAUGUUUUCGAAGUAUUAUUUUUUCGAAAAAAAUGUGGUUGAGAGUAGAAAGUUCAGUUUUUUGUGGGUAAUGCCAAUAAAUUACGAGAAAAGACAAUAUAAAUCAUGUAAUUUUUUGUUUUUCAAUGAGUUUUAGGUAACUUUUGUUCGUUUUCGACAAAUUAUAAUAUUUUUUGAUUUUAAAUUUUGUUUUCAGAGCCUUUAGAGACAUUGUAACAAACGAAAACUUCCUCAAAAACCUCGAGAACACUUACCGUGACGGUCCUACUGUUAUUCAAAGUUAUGCCAUUCCAUAUAUAAUUGAUGACGAUUCCGGAGACAUUUUGCUACGUUCUCAUACUGGAUCAGGGAAGACUGCGGCCUAUCUGGUUCCAAUCAUCAUGAACAUCAUGAAGUUGAAGAAGGAGAAGUCAGAAACUGGUGUCAGGUUUAGUCCAUAUGCGGUAAUUUUAGUUCCGACGAAAGAACUGGCUAUUCAGGUGGCUAAAGAAGGUGCUAGGAUUGCUAAGGGGACUUCAGUGAAGAUAUCCUUCUUGAUUGGAUCGAUUUGCUUGUCGGAUUGUAGGAUUAACAUGGAAAAGAACGGGUGUGAUAUUGUAGUAGGUACUAUUGGAAAAGUUCAUCAAUUUUUUGUUGGGAAUGAGAGCUCGUUUGAUCAAAAAGAGGUAAGUGAAUGUUUAUUGAAAUGUUGAGAAGAGGUAGGGACAUAGUUUUUGUUGGCUAGUAAAAUAAUUUUAAAUUUAAUUUUAGCCGUUUCUAAGGCCGGACAACAUGAAAUAUAUGGUUUUGGAUGAAUCUGAUCGUUUGUUGGAUAAUGACGAAGCAGCAAAAUUGAUUGAAGGUAUUAGGAAUGUUCUUGUAAGCUUAUUUUACAUAAGAAAUCUUUUAAGAAUUUAAAAACUAUUAUUAAGCUUACAUUUGUAAUUUUAUUAAGUAAUUGAUAACUGUAUGUCUGGCAUGUUAUUUUUUUUUUGUUUUAGAGCCUAAAUUCAACUUAUCAAGUGAUUAUGAACAGUGCUACCUUAAAUCUUAACGUGUACGACGAAAGGUUUCUCUUUUUGCCUAUGGCUAUUACUGUUGGUUCGAAUAUGCCAGUGGAUACUGUAGUUCAACGGUUUGUUAACGUGGUAAGUUUAUUAUUAAUACAAACUGUUUUAUGUUAUUAGUUAAGUUCUAUGUUAUAUAUUAUACUUCAUAUUGAGAUUGUUUUAAUUUGCGUAAUUAACAUUUUUCAGUGCGGCCACGUCCCAGCCAACGUUCCUAAUGAGCAUCGUUUAGUGCAGCCAGGAAUGACCUGGAAGUCUCACAAGAUUGACUUUUUAAUAAAACUGUUCAAAGACUACCGUACACGCUACACUCAAUUCCCCAAAUGCAUUGUUUUUGUGAAUACGAAACGGAAAUCAGAAGUUGUGGCAGCUCGACUGAUCAAAGAAGGCUUCAAAGCUUUGUCCAUGAAUGGCAAUAACUCGUUGAUCCAACGCCAGAGUACUGUGAAUGCGCUGAAAAUGGACAAAGUGGAUAUUAUAGUAGGCACGGACGUAAUAUCGAGAGGGUUGAACGUCCCUAACGUGGAUGUGGUUGUAAAUUACGACUUGCCUGUAAUGAGAAUGGAAGAAUAUGUUCAUAGGAUUGGGCGUACUGGACGUAUGGGUAACAUUGGAAGAGCUAUUUCGUUUUACGAUCCAAUGACGGAUUUUAUGAUGGCUACUAUGGUGGAGAAGGUAAUUUUCAUAUCCUCUUGCAGACUGCUGGUUUAAAUACCUUACAUUGAAUUGAUGCCUUUCAGAUUAUGAUGAGUACAGAUCAACAAGUACCAGAAUUUUUGGAACAAACUAUUGCUGCUGAUUGUGACACGUUCCUAAACCAAGCCAUGUACACGGGAUUUGAGGGUUAUACUGGGUUCUACGUCAAGGAAGACAUUCCAGCUUGGGUUCCGAUUGCUGACGACGCGGUAGUCGAAUUUAUUUGA
Bursaphelenchus okinawaensis is the source of this 2471-nucleotide messenger RNA. The record is from the annotation of a GenBank genome assembly. Lineage: Eukaryota; Metazoa; Nematoda; Chromadorea; Rhabditida; Aphelenchoididae.